Messenger RNA from Microdochium trichocladiopsis, 1389 nucleotides. Its product is annotated as Nuf2 family protein. The record is from RefSeq and is a predicted model, not a curated record. Gene Ontology annotation, cellular component: kinetochore; Ndc80 complex. The transcript is spliced from 2 exons. Gene Ontology annotation, biological process: attachment of mitotic spindle microtubules to kinetochore; mitotic spindle organization; kinetochore organization. Lineage: Eukaryota; Fungi; Ascomycota; Sordariomycetes; Xylariales; Microdochiaceae. Bases 1 to 1389 code for a protein of 462 amino acids. Gene Ontology annotation, molecular function: protein-containing complex binding.
AUGGCGUUCAACCCGCGAAUGUCCAUCAUCCCGCCGGCGCAGCAGGCCCAGUCCCGCGCCCGCAAGAAGGAGGAGGAGGCCGACGCCUUCAUGCGCCUGCCAGACAAGGAGAUUGUCGGAUGCAUAACAGACAUUGGCAUCCCCUUCACCGUGCAGGACCUCCAGAAGCCCAACCCGCUCCAGGUCCAGAUGAUCUUUGAGUGGUUCGCCGAGCUGCUCCUCAACGCGACCCGCGAGUCCAUCGAGCCCGCCAUGCGCGCCGCCGCCGAGGACGUCUGCGGCGAGUUCGCCGACGUCGUGCCCCCAGACACGCGCAACCUCAUGGGCUUCUACGUCUCCCUGCGGCGCCUGCUGCUCGAGACCGGCAUCACCGACUUCAGCUUCACCGACCUCUACAAGCCCACCCACGACCGCCUCGUCAAGAUCUUCAGCUACCUCAUCAACUUUGUGCGCUUCCGCGAGAGCCAGACCAACGUCAUCGACGAGCACUUCAACAAGGCCGAGGAGACAAAGACGCGCAUCGAGACCCUCUACGGCGAGAACCAGGACAUGGAGGCGCGUCUCGAGGAGAUGAAGCACAACCGGCGCGCGAUGGAGGUGCAGGUGCGGGAGAAGACGUCGCGCAACGACGAGCUGAAAAAGACGCUGCUCGAGCUGCGGUACAACCAGGAGAAGGUGGCCGCGCGGCUCGAGGAGGCCAAGGAGAAGAAGACCCAGCUGACGCAGCGCCUGGAGCAAAAGACGGCCGACAAGAUGAUCAUGAAGCAGGAGAGCGCCAAGCUGCGGCCGUACACGCUGCAGAGCCCGACGAACCUCCAAAACAGCUUGGCCGAGCUCAACAACACGCUCAACGCGGACAAGGCGCACAUCGACUCCCUCGACCGGCGGGCGAGGGCGCUGCAGACCUCGACAGACUCGUUUGGCGUGGUGGCGACGGAUGUGGCGUCAUGUAUCAAGCUGCUCGACGAAAUCCAGAUGGAGCUUACCAAGGAGGAGGAGGAGAGCGUGCGGAAUGCCAAACAAAGAGACGCCCUGUCAGAACGAGGCAACAACGUGCGCGAGGUUGAGCGGACGCAGGCCCUUCUCCAGAGGCAACUUGCCAAGUGGGACGAGCGGACAGAACGGCUGCGCGAUCAGAGCCGCAUCAAGGCGCAAGAGGCGAAAGAGAGGCUCGAGGAGCUGCGCGCGCUGCACAAGAAGCUCACGGAGGAGCGAGCCGAGAAGGGCACCGAGAUUGAGCGGCGGAGAGUGCGAAUCGAGCAGACGGAGAAGAAGAUGCUCGAUCUCAAGGAGAACAUUGAGAACGAGGUCCGCGCUGCGUACGACGAGUUCCUCAAGAUGGAAUCUCAUAUCAAGCUGUACAUCACCGAGAUGGAGCAAGCGAUAUGA